This is a messenger RNA of Bombina bombina (fire-bellied toad), 3196 nucleotides long. Its product is annotated as serine/threonine-protein kinase 17A. Gene Ontology annotation, biological process: intracellular signal transduction; protein phosphorylation; positive regulation of apoptotic process. Lineage: Eukaryota; Metazoa; Chordata; Amphibia; Anura; Bombinatoridae. Bases 439 to 1515 code for a protein of 358 amino acids. The record is from RefSeq and is a predicted model, not a curated record. The transcript is spliced from 7 exons. Gene Ontology annotation, molecular function: ATP binding; protein serine/threonine kinase activity. Gene Ontology annotation, cellular component: nucleus.
ACAGAACUCCUUGCAGACAGACUGUAUACAGAGCAAGCAGCUGUGGGAAAGGAAGCAUUGCUAAACCAGCGCUGCACAGGAAGCCGCCAGCAUCUCAAGCCUGUACUGCUUUAUAUCUUUUAGCAGCUUUAUCGGGCAUUGUUGGAAGUCUGAAAACGAAGUUGAAUUUAAGAUCGAGGAUAUAUAGACAUUUCUAGUGAGGUCGCUUUUCAGCUUUUUGCAUUUCAGAAAAAAAAGGAAAACUUUGACUCAGUUCUGUUUGCAAACUUUAAGUUGCAUUUCAUAUUUUUAUCAAACGCACUUUUUUUUCUUUAUUUUACUGUAUCCAGGUUUGGUUACAUUAAUUUUAUAACAUUGCAAAACUUUUUUCUUCUUCCAAUUCGCUUGAAGUUUGACGUUUUCUUGGACAGUAUUUGAUUGGGAACUGGAGCAGUUGCUAUGAUGGAUAAGAGCUGUCUGGUUUCUCACAUAGAGACUCUCCUGAGGACAGACUCGUUCUCCAACAACUACACCGUGGUGGGCAAAGUACUGGGCAGGGGGAAAUUUGCAGUGGUCAAGAAAUGUUUGGAGCUAGCAAGUGGUCGUGAAUAUGCUGCUAAGUUCCUGAGAAAACGAAGGAAAGGGGAAGACUGUCGUAAUGAUAUUGUCAAUGAAAUUGCCAUCCUGGAAAUGUCCAGAUUCUCACCACACAUUGUGGACCUCCAUGAAGUUUAUGAGACCAACAGUGAGAUCAUUCUCGUCAUGGAAUAUGCAGCCGGAGGAGAAAUAUUUAACCAAUGUGUGGCAGACAGAGAUGAGGCUUUUACCGAAAAGGACGUCAUCCGACUGAUCCGUCAGAUUCUACAAGGGGUACUUUACUUGCAUAGAAAUAACGUUGUCCACCUUGACUUAAAGCCACAGAAUAUACUUCUUACAAGUGACAAUCCCCUGGGUGAUAUACGUAUUGUUGACUUUGGGUUGUCCAGGCAGGUUGACAGCAUUAAAGAAGUGCGAGAGAUUUUGGGAACUCCUGAGUAUGUAGCUCCUGAGGUGCUGAAUUAUGAACCGAUCAGCACAGCAACAGAUAUGUGGAGCAUUGGAGUGCUGACAUAUGUUAUGCUUACAGGAGAAUCUCCAUUCCAAGGAGAAACAAAACAGGAGACCUUCCUUAACAUCUCCCAAGUAAAUAUCCAGUACACGGAAGAGGAAUUUGAUGGAAUCUCUGAUCUUGCCAUAGAAUUUAUCAAAUCUCUGCUUGUAAAGAACCCAAGGAAAAGGGCUCGAGCAGAGCAGUGCCUACAACACCCAUGGCUCACCUCUUAUACAGAGUCCAAGGAUCAGGACACAGCCUGUGAACAGAAGGAAAAUGAACUUAAGCCCCAAGAGGGCACAGAGGAAUUAGUUCUGUUGGCUUCAUACACUGUACAUUGCCCAUGCCGGCAGCUGGAAAGCCAGGAAGCCAUAGAGACUGACCUGAAAGGUGUGAGAAAUCAGUUUACUGCUCUUCAGGAGAUACAAGCAGAAGUUGUGUGUUAACGGCUGUAACCUCACUUAUUUGAACCAAGCUACUUCAGAGUAUAGCAUUUCUGAAUAAGAAGCAGUGCCUUACUUGCUUCAAUAAUCACAGAUUUUGUUCAAGGUCUCAGAUGCAAUUACCUUUAAAUGGGCCAUUUGUCAGAUGCAACUUAUUCAAUGUUUAGGCCCAGUGUUUUGGGAACAUUAUUGAAGCCUGAAUAGGAAUUUGGUACAGUAUGGAUGUGGCUUCUGUUAAGGGUUGGCCAGGUUACAUGUGAAGUAUUUCUGCACCGAAAACACAGACCUUUUUGGACUUAAUUGCCUGUGGAAAAUGUGUAAGGCUUAAACUAGUCACCUAAGAAUAUUUACUCUGUCCAGGCUGUAGCCUAGUCUCCAAAUGAAUAUUCUUAAGUCUAAAUCUAUAUUAUUGUGUUUCCCUGUGCUUCCAGAGAGAGGUGAUUUGCACUAGAAUAAUUAAAAAAAAAAAAAAACAGGUCUCCGCUUUCCUCCCAGUUUGCUUGGGUGUUAAGGUAGAGAGUUUCAUAAAAACAAAAAACACCAGUAGCUGUGACUUGUUACUGCAUGUAUUAAAUCAACACGUUGUAUCUUAAUGCCAAAAACAAACCUCACACAUUUUUUUUUCACUAUGGUAAUAAUGAAACCUGUUUCAAGGACUUUAUUUUGGAAGGGUUUGUAGCAGACAGAAAUCAAGUACAGAGCCCAGCAAACAACAUAAAGUCUGCCUAAUAAUCUUAGGUGAGUGUUUUGCUAGCAUUAAGCCGAGGUGACUGUCAAUAGUUCUUAUUUCUUCAUGUUUUAUUUACAUUUACAGACGCUUCCAUUAGACCAUCCACUUAGCAAGUCUGCACAAUCAUGACUGCCAAGCGGAUUUUAUUUUAAAAAAGGUUGUGACGGAUGACACAAGCAUUUAUAUGGCCUAAACUGGAGUUUGCUAGUUAGAGAAUAGAUUACUAUUCAUAUUGAAUAGCAAGUCCCCAAAAACAACAUAAAUGCCGAGAAUGUGCCUUAGACUAAAUAAAAGUGGCAAUAAAAAGUGCUGUACUUCCUUUCAUCUUAUAACUAUUUUGAGCUUCAUAGGAUCCUCAUGAAAUCUUUGUUUAAAAAUAGUUUUUCUCUAUUAAUUUAAAUUAACCAAGAAACAUCUUCUUAUUAAUAAAAAAAAAAAGGCCAGGUCAUUUUCGAUCAACCUUACGGACCAGUUAACGGGAAGAAGAAAAAAAUGAACCAUACAAAUUUAAAGAAAAUCUUAAUUUAUAUACACUCAUUGUACAUGUUAUGGUUUUAUUAGACUGUGUAACCCAAAAUAUGAGAUCUUAGUAACAGUAUAGGUAAAGGAAAUAAGUAUAAGAUUAGUAGAUUCGGUCACUUUAUAGAGGGCAAUAAUUGUGCUAUGCUAACAGUAUUUAUGCUUAAUUCAUGCAAGGACCAGUGAUGUUUUUCUUUGCUGAUUAAAGGCACUGUAAGACAAGGCUUGACAAACCCAGGAGCCAUGGUGCCACUGGCACCUAGAAAUCUACCCCUGGCUCCUAACUUUUUGAGUUAUUCUUCAUAUAUCUCUAUACAAAUACUACUGUCGGGCUCCCAAAAGUAUGUCUGGCUCUUAAUUUCUAACUGGCCUCUCAUUUUAAACAGAUUUGUCAAGCAUUGCUGACCACUUAAUGGAUAAAAGGAUAUGAAUUAA